CAGUACAUGUUUAGUAGUAGAAAAAGAAGCAGAAGAAGAAGAACCUAUUUCCAAAACAAUCGUGGCAGCACGUGAGGAUCGUCUCCAAAAGUGUCACACUUCUCUUUUUAAAACCCUCGCUGUGGACAAAUGGACGAAGAAUUCACGGGCGACUACCAGGAGGCGUGUGGGCAAUGCGGCUCCGUGGCUUGGGCCUUGUCGGAAGAGGGUCGCUUCUUCUGCAAGUCGUGUCACAAUGUCAUCGAGAGAGCACACGUCGUGGACACGGUGUUGACUGCACCGGGAACGGCGAGAGUUUCCACCAUGGGCCGAGUAAAGAAUACAGAGCGAAGACGCCAGUGGGUGGCGUGCGAAGGCUUCCAGUUCAUCCUGAUGAAGCAAGCGGCCGCGCUGAUCAUGCUGGGUGUCCCGCCUAGCUUUAAGGACGACGUGUUGUGGCCGCUGUGGCGCCGCUUCCUGCAGAUGAGCAAGCAGGCGUACACGGACCACCCCGACGAGAGCGCCAAAUUCCAAGUGCAAGUCGUGGAUAAGGAAUUGGAAAGCGGGGCUGAGUCGUCUUUCCUAUCCGCCAGCGAGACAGACGGCGAGACGUGCCUGAGCAGCCCGUCCGCAUCGCAAGCGGACAGCCACAGCGAUUGGUCGAUAGGCUCCCAGAGCAUCGACGCCCAUUCGACGCCUCGUCGCAAGUCGCGCCGUGGCAACAUGAGAAUGACUGAGACGCUGGCGCUGAUCCACUUGGCGCUGGUGUGGAGUCGCCAGGCGCUGACGCUCGGCGACCUUCUCAAGCUAGCCAACGACGGACACAUCCCGUACGUCCACGCCUACCAGGAUCUGCCAGAGGAGAUGAGACUGGACUGCCCCGAGGCCCUGAUCUUCACCGUGCAGAGCAUCCCCACCCACCAGGAGCUGCACCGGAAGGCCCAGACGCUCGUCAGCUUCCUGCAACUUCCCGCUUUUCCUCCCAUCCGGCACCAGGACCCGCUGCACCCGGCCAUGCUCAGCCUGCGCUAUCUGGUCGACGCCAAUCUCCCCGACGAACUCCAUCCGUGGGUUUGCAUGCUGAUGGAACGCAGCGGCAUGGCGGACAUGACGUGCGUCACGUCGGAACCAUCAAGCCACGCCGCGCUCCCCCGGUACGACGUCCAAGCCGCCGCCCUCAUCAUCGUUGCCAUCAAGCUCCUCUUCGGCCUGGACGACCGCACCGAAUGGGAUUUAUCGAACGGAGCCGACAAGCUGAUGACCGAAGAACGGACGUCUCACAGGCCGGGAAGCGUCUUUAGCCUGAGGAGAUGGUACCGUCAGCUGCACGCCGCCAAGCUCCAAAGGCAGCGGGAGCGGGAUGGCGCCGCAGCCAGGAAGCAGUGGAAGGCCACGCCGCUUUACCCAAGCAGGAAGCUCAAAUAUGUCGUCAUGAAAAAAAGAAGAAUGGCAGAGCAGCUGGCUUUGUGUUUGGAGAGAUUGUCACAGCGUAGUCAACGCGCACCCCCCGCGGCGCCGUCCUCUUUCACCUUUUGCUGGGGGGCUGCGAACGGCACCGACGGCCCGAGUCUGCGUCACCAUAGGCUGGAUGCCGUCGUCAGCCUGAAACAGGAAGUCCUGACCCCCGUCAACACGGCGUACCGGCACCUGCCGCUCGCAUCUUGCCACCCCCGGGCUUGUGGCGCUAGUUGCACUUGGACGGCGGUGGAGGCCACACUGUCGCGGUCUUUCCUGUGGCUCCUGCAGCUCUUCUGCUUCCUGUUGCAAGUCAGCCAGGCCGACUUGCACCAGGAAGUGAUGAAAAUUGAGAGGCGGCUCCUCUCCGGCAAAACAAAACAAACAACAGAAACAAACAGGGGCGCGUCGUGACGGAAAGAAGACAAAAGGUUUGCUUUUCCAUCGGACUCCUCUACCGCCGCCUUGUGGCCAGAUGAAACACAAACAUUCGAGACAAACGGUGGAAAUCCACAAAACAAAGCACACAUUUUUGUAUGUUCAGCCAAACAAAAUAAGUUUCCAAUGGGUUAUAGAAUGAUUCAUAAAGUGACUAUUUUAUCUUUA
Syngnathus typhle (broad-nosed pipefish) is the source of this 2040-nucleotide messenger RNA. RefSeq names its product TATA box binding protein (Tbp)-associated factor, RNA polymerase I, B (gene taf1b). The record is from RefSeq and is a predicted model, not a curated record. The coding region runs from base 130 to 1848 and encodes 572 amino acids. Gene Ontology annotation, biological process: RNA polymerase I preinitiation complex assembly; nucleolar large rRNA transcription by RNA polymerase I. Gene Ontology annotation, cellular component: RNA polymerase transcription factor SL1 complex; RNA polymerase I core factor complex. NCBI's taxonomy places the organism in Eukaryota, Metazoa, Chordata, Actinopteri, Syngnathiformes, Syngnathidae. Gene Ontology annotation, molecular function: RNA polymerase I core promoter sequence-specific DNA binding. The transcript has 14 exons.